CGCGGCGGCGCGGUAGAUUGCCGCGCGUGCGCAGGCCGAGCGGCCGCGAUUAGUUGGUGCCGCCGCGGCGAGUCCAGCGCAGAGUGGAGCAGCCAUUGGAGAUGCGUGACGUUCUGUUCUGAGGAGCGGCCAGCGGCGCAAUGGAGCGGGCCAGGGACCGCUUACACCUGAGACGGACUACAGAACAACACGUACCAGAGGUGGAAGUCCAAGUCAAACGCAGAAGGACAGCCUCACUGAGCAACCAGGAGUGUCACCUGUACCCGAGGCGGUCACAGCAGCAGCAGCCCCAGCAAGUGCCUGUGGUGGACUUCCAGGCGGAGCUGAGACAGGCAUUCUUAGCUGAGACGCCAAGAGGUGGUUAAAGCCAGUGUUGGAGCAGCCAGGUAGCUGAUUGCAAGCAGAAAGAAAUAACAGGUUAGAGCUGAUGCAUUCAUGAUCAAGAAUAAAGAACUAGUGAAAGAGGAGGGUGUUUGGAGGUCACGUAAUUAUUUGGGAUAUGUUGAAAGAUUUUUUUUUUCCUUAAAGGCUCCAUACAAAUAAACACAUUGCAGAAAGUUUAAAAAAGUAAAAGCAGGACCUUAAUGCUUUUAUCCUGAUGACACUUGUCAUGUAUUUCCAGCCAUUGUAGUCUUUGCUUUCUAGGUAGUUUUAUUCAUACUUAACUUGUACUAAUUUUCAGCCUAAUAUAUGAAAAAAUAAUUCAUUAUAAAUGGCUGUUGAGUUACCCUGCUAAUAUAUUUUCUAAUUCCCUAUUGUGAAAAAUUUCAUUUUCUUCUGCUGAUGGUUUAAAUAAAGCUUCAGUGAAUUGCUUUACAUAAGACAUUAGAUAGAAUAAUUUCCUUGGAUAUGCAAAUGUAAAAAUUGAAUCAAGGAAUAUGAAUUUUUUAAAUUUAAUUACAAAACAUUAGUCAGUCUUUAUCACCUUGAAAAAAUAUAUCGCCAGUUACAAUACACUUCCAUCUGCAUUGGUUAUUUUAAUUACAUAUCAGUUGUGUCUGUUGAAUUAUAAAUACACAUCACACCAUUAGCAAAUGAGAAGCUUAAUAUUUCUCCAUACUUAUUUACUAAUUACUCCUUUUUUGUUGUCUUUUUCUCACUUUUUUACCAAUGUAUUUGAAUCCUCUGACAAUGUAAUAAAGCUAUUAUCCAUUA
Camelus dromedarius (Arabian camel) is the source of this 1155-nucleotide messenger RNA. RefSeq names its product SNRPN upstream open reading frame (gene SNURF). Lineage: Eukaryota; Metazoa; Chordata; Mammalia; Artiodactyla; Camelidae. The record is from RefSeq and is a predicted model, not a curated record. Gene Ontology annotation, cellular component: nuclear speck. The coding region runs from base 141 to 365 and encodes 74 amino acids. The transcript is spliced from 3 exons.